AUGCUGUUAUCACCCCUGUUGUCGAAGGACAACAUUAUAUUUGGGCUCCAACUCUUCAUUCCGAGCAUCAUUGCCUAUGUCUUUGCGUGCGCCGUCUACAAUCGCUACUUCCACCCAUUGAGGGAUAUCCCCGGACCAUUUUGGGCUUCAAUCACCAGUCUCUGGUACUUUCGAGCCGUGCGAAAUGGUCGGGGUCAAGACUACCAACUCCCGAUCCACAAGAAAUAUGGCUACCUUGUCCGGCUUGCCCCAAAUCAGGUUUCAGUCGCCGACGCCUCGGCCGUCGACACUAUAUACGGUCCCAAAUAUGAAUUUACCAAGGGCGACUUUUACAACAAUUUCCUGACGCACAUUUCCAAACGCAAGGAUAGUUUCGCCGAACGGGAUGAGGCAGCUCACACAUGGCGACGACGGACAGUGGCGCACCUGUACACUCAAGCUGCUGUGCUCGAGUACGAGCCGUGCGUGGACAGGGUAAUCGCCCUCUUCCGCAAGCAGAUGGAUCACUUUGCCGACACUGGAGAAGUCUUCGACGUGUCCGUUUGGAUCCGCAAGUACACCUUUGAUAUCAUUGGCGAGAUCUUUUACGGGCGAGAAGGUGGUUUUGGUUUCAUCAGAGACAACAUCGACUAUAACAAUUGGUGUCAUUUGAUGGACGUCAUGCCCAACCCUGCUGCGGCAUUGAACAAUAUACCGUGGGGUUUCCGAAAUCUGUACUUUCUAUCCCAGAUGAUCUAUCCCGCGACACGCGCGGGAGCAAAGGGUUUCUUCACUGUGAUUGACCAAUCCCACGCAGCGGUGAAGCAGCGUCUGGACGACAUGGCCGAGGGGAAGCCGUACAACCGAAACGACGUGCUCAGCAAACUCAUCGACAUCGCCAACGACCCCAAGAACGACUUUGGCAUCCUCGACGUCACCACAGAACUCUGGGCCAUGAUCUGGGCGGGUUCCGACACCACGUACAUUGCGCUGACGGCCAUCUUCUACUACCUGCACAAAAACCCGCCGACUCUGGCCAAAGUGCGCGCCGAGAUCGAAGAGGCUUUUGCCAAUGGUACCCUCAAGUACCCCGUGCGGUACAACGACGCCAUCAAGCUGCCCUACCUCCACGCGGUGGUGCGCGAGGCGAUGCGCAUGCACGGGUCACUGGGCACGGGCCUGCCGCGGGUCGUGCCGUACCCGGGGGUGGAGAUCUGCGGGCGCUUCUUUCCCGGCGGCACGACGGUCAUGAUGAACGCCAACGCGGUGCACUUUGACAAGGCCGUCUUCGGCGCCGACGCCGAACAGUUCAUCCCGGAGCGCUGGUUCCGCGACGGCGAGAAGGCGGCCGCCCACAUGGAACGCCACAUGAUCCAUUUCGGGUACGGCAAACGCAUCUGCAUCGGCAAGCACAUCACCACCACCGAAAUGUACAAGCUGCUCCCGGCCAUCCUGCGCGACUACGACUUUGAUCUCCAGAUGGACGGCAAGGAGUGGUCCGUCUGGCAGGGCUGGUUCCACCAGCCAAAGGACGUCAUGGUCACCGUCCGCAGGAGGCACAGCGAUCAGGUGUGA
Messenger RNA from Fonsecaea monophora, 1554 nucleotides. RefSeq lists its product as hypothetical. Gene Ontology annotation, molecular function: oxidoreductase activity, acting on paired donors, with incorporation or reduction of molecular oxygen; iron ion binding; monooxygenase activity. The transcript is spliced from 2 exons. The record is from RefSeq and is a predicted model, not a curated record. Bases 1 to 1554 code for a protein of 517 amino acids. Lineage: Eukaryota; Fungi; Ascomycota; Eurotiomycetes; Chaetothyriales; Herpotrichiellaceae.